Symbiodinium natans is the source of this 1620-nucleotide messenger RNA. The record is from the annotation of a GenBank genome assembly. NCBI's taxonomy places the organism in Eukaryota, Dinophyceae, Suessiales, Symbiodiniaceae.
AUGCACCAGGAAGGAGCGGCUUCCCGUCAUGCCAAGCCGGCUGAGAGUGAUGAUGAGCUGAGUUUUGCUUCGUGGCCCGGAACUGUUUGGGAGGCUGAAAAGCAUGGCUUCUCAUCCAACACUGUAGAGAAGCUGGUGAGCAGCAGAGUUCAGGAGACCUUGGCCUAUUCGGAGUUGAAGCCGCCGACGCGGCCGGCGGAGGUGUCGGUGGCCGUGCCCGGCACUCUGCCUCCAGCGGGGGAUGUCAUGGCGAGCGGAUCGACGACGACGACGACCACGACGAGCACGGUGAUGCAGAAGACGAGCGGAACGAGCCCAGCGGUACAGCAAGUGGCCUCGAGUACGGCAACAACGUUUACUUCGGUUGCUUUGAAACACAGAAGACUUGUAGUUUUUGCUUCUUGCUUGUGGAGUUUGCGCAAAAAUCAUUUGCUAUAUGUCGAAACCGUGGAGAAGGCCCUGGCGUGUUUGCGCAUGAGUUCUCCCGACCUGGGAGACUUCUCGUAUCCCAGCGAUGCCGAGAAACACUUCGGGAGGCGCGGGCGCGCGGCACGGCCGUUGGGUGUGGGUGUCAGCAAAAGAAGAAAGCGCCAGAUCAACGAGACGCUCAGCUACUUCUUCCCGGCGAACUUCCCAGCUCACGUCUGGGCGGGCUAUUCUGGGCCUUGGAUCGAGAAUCAUUGGAUCCGCAACUUCAGCCAGAGAUGGCGAGACAGGCCGAGUGGCAGCAAGUUGAGAGACAUCUUCGGACCAUUCAUCCCAAUCUUUGCGCCCUUCGUUGACAUGGCAGUGAGAAGCCAUGGCUACCCUGCUGGCAUGAUGGAGAUGCUUAAGAAGAUGAUGCGGAAAGAUGUGCUGUACGUGGCGGUGUCUCAACACGACUUGGGCAUUUUCAAGUCAAACAGGAACUCCCGUGUGACUCAAACGGAGCUGCCGAAUCUCUUGAUUUUCAGCGCCGGGGGCUACGGCCACGUGCCGAUUCCCCUGCUGAAGCAGCCGGAGCAGCUGCUAGCGGAGAGGCCCUUUGGGAGCCGUAGCUACUUCACGUCCUUCGUUGGCACCGAGAAGAACGGAGGUGUGCGGACGCAGAUGAAGAAGACCACCGACGCAUGGGCGCAGCAGUCCGGCAAGGAUGUUCUCGUCUCUUUCAAGAAAGUCGCGAAUUGGAAGGACGUUCUCAUGAACAGCUCGUUGGCCUUGUGUCCCAGAGGCUUCGGACGAUCAUCCUUCCGAACCGGAGAGCUCUUUCAGAUGGGCAGGGUCCCCAUCUACAUAUGGGACGACGAACCCUGGUUGUUCUACAAAGAGCUUUGGGAGAAGGAAGUCAUCGGCUUCAGCUGCAACAUCAAAAGUCUCGGCAGUCUGCUGGAACAUGCUGCUUCAGACAUGCAAAAGCUCGAGCAAAUGGAGCAAAACAUUCUGCGGAUGCGCGAGAGUCAUUUCGUCUACGAAGGAAUCAUCGACCAGAUCUUCAGGUUCCUCACCGGCCAGGACGGAGGCAGCGACCUCCGCUGCCAGAAGUAUCCCAUCCGACGGCUCCGAAGGCUCCGAAGGCUCCGGCUGAGGCGGCCGGUGCUAGGGCGGCUCCAAAGAAGGGCGCGCCGGGCGGUUUAUGUGUGA